Molecule: messenger RNA, 808 nt
Organism: Panicum hallii
Lineage: Eukaryota; Viridiplantae; Streptophyta; Magnoliopsida; Poales; Poaceae
Product: cysteine proteinase inhibitor 8-like
Exons: 1
Coding region: 88-492 (134 amino acids)
Molecular function (GO): cysteine-type endopeptidase inhibitor activity
Source: RefSeq, a predicted model, not a curated record
UCCCAGAUCCCCCCACCGUCGCGAGAGGCAAGACAAGCCCCUCUUCCUUACUCAAUCCCAAUUCCCAAGCCCCCACGCGAUCCGGCCAUGGCCAGACCCCUCCUCCCCCUCCUCCUCCUCCUCGCCGCCCUCGCCGCAGCCGCCGCCUUCGCCGUCCCCGCCCGCGCGGCGCUGGGCGGGGGUGGCGGCGGCACCGGCCCGCGGGUGGGCGGGUGGAGCGCGAUCCCGGACGUGAGCGACCCGCGCAUCCAGGAGCUCGGCGAGUGGGCGCUGGGGCAGGCGAAGCGGGCGCGGCUGGCCGGCGAGGGGCUGCGGUUCCGCCGCGUGGUGCGCGGGGAGCAGCAGGUGGUGGCCGGGAUGAACUACCGCCUCUACGUCGACGCCGCGGACGCCGCGGGGCGGAGCGCGCCCUACGUCGCCGUCGUGUACGAGCAGGGCUGGACCAGCACCCGCGAGCUCGCCUCCUUCAACAAGGCGCCCCGCGCGCACUGAAUCACCCGUCCCGUAUCGGCGGCCGGCGUCAGUGCCCUCUCCUCUCCAUCUGCGAGUGUAUCCUGCUAGUAUAUGCUGCGACCUGCGAGUGAGUGAGUACUGCGUUUUACUACUAGUACUAGUUGUUGUUUUGGGGAUUAAUCUGCGACCCAGCCAUGUGGAUGAGCAUGCGCGUAAACGUAAUCGAUCGAGGCUUGUACGUGCUAGAACUACAACUGCUGGACUGUACUCCCCAUAAUGAUGUAAUCAAGGGUUUGUGCCUGUGUUGGCUCCUGUGUUAAUGGAGUUGUUGUCGUAUGGAUGGUGUUCGUCUGUA